Molecule: messenger RNA, 633 nt
Organism: Truncatella angustata
Lineage: Eukaryota; Fungi; Ascomycota; Sordariomycetes; Amphisphaeriales; Sporocadaceae
Product: putative GNAT family acetyltransferase
Exons: 2
Coding region: 1-633 (210 amino acids)
Molecular function (GO): acyltransferase activity, transferring groups other than amino-acyl groups
Source: RefSeq, a predicted model, not a curated record
AUGCCAUUGGAAUUACAGCCUGCUACAGAAGCCGACAUACACCGUGGUGUUGAGAUCGAGGGUAUCGCAUAUGGACCAAGUCCAUUCAGUGCGAUCCUCUUUCCCGGGCCAAUGCCGGCGGAUGCAAAAGAUGUUAGAGCCGAAGUCCUGACCAAACAGCUGCAUGAGGACUCAACGACCCGCUGGCACAAGAUUGUCGAUACCGACCUGCCGGAAGGCGAGGAGCAGAUGAUCGCUUGGUCAAAAUGGCACGUCUACACCAAAAAGCCUGAGCUGACACCUCGUGAGUUUGGACCUGGCUGCAACGUUGAAGCAUGCGAAAUGUUGUUUGGUGGUAUACAAAAGCAGCGAAUCAGAAUCCUAGGCGAUAGGCAUUAUGUUUACCUCCACAUGCUGCAGACCGAUCCCAAGCAUAAACGUCGUGGUGCCGGAUCGUUACUCAUCAAGAAAGUGCUCGAGGAAGCACAAAAACUGGGAAUCAUAGCAUACCUCGAAUCUAGUGAAGCUGGCCAUUCGCUAUACGCCAGCCUGGGUUUUAAGGAUGUUGAGUUGAUGGAACUCGAUAUGAGCAAGUGGGGUGCUACACAGACUCAUAAAACAUGGGCUAUGAUCUGGGAUCCUCAAAAGAAUUGA